AUGGUCAAGAUUACUAUUCGUUUGGUCGGCGAUGAGAAUGAUAAAUUAUUCAAGCGUAUUGAGUUGGAUCCACAGAUUCAUGUCGAUGACCUGGUGAAGGAGAUUACGACUGUGACGAAUAUUCCAUCCAAAUUUCAACAAGUCCAAUUCCGUGGUGAAAAACUACCCGUUGUUGAGCGUCCUCUUCAAGACAUCAAGUUUGGCGAAGAAAUUAUAGUGAAGCAUUCUAUGGCCAACAACUGGACAGCAUUUUUCACACUCUUUGAAGCAGCUCGGCAAGCAUUGGCAACAAAGCAAAUUAAGGACGUCGAACGGAAUGGUGGCUUGAUCUGCAAUGUUUUGCGAAAUGGAAGCUUACUUGGAAAAUAUUAUGUGAAAGAGCACAUAGGCCUUUCUAAUUGGCAGCAUGCAGAUCUUCGUGAAAUUUUCAUUUACAAACUGUUCGAAUUGAUACAAGUGGGGCCGGAAGUGCAUUUCAUACCAAAUACACACUACUCUGGUUUGGGACUUUACAUCGGAACUAAAGAAGUUGUUGGCUUUCGUCGAGCAGACACCGAAGGAUUGGAGAUAAGCAACGAACUGUACGCUCAGCGCGAUUUGCUUCGACGUGUCUUGUGUGUGAAGGAUCUCCAUUCAAAAAAUUAUGGUGUCGAUGAUAAAGGGAAACUCAGCAUCGUUGAUUUCCAGAUUAACGGUUCUGUUGAUUCCGCCGCGGUGCUCAAAGCAACACCCGAAUUGCACCAGAAGAAGUUUAUGCUCUCGGUUUUCUGGGAUAUGGAAGAAUUGAUCUGGAGUUUCUGGAUAGUAAGACAACACUUAACUCUACUAAAUACAUUCAACAGCUCGAUGAACAUAUCCACAGCUUUGGCCACUGAUAGGCCUCAUAAGUCAAAAAUCAUCCUUCUAUAUGACAACGCGCGCUCUCAUGUUUCUUCAAUGACUCGGGAAAAGCUGAAGAUCCUUGGCUGGGAAGUUUUGAUCCAUUCUCCUUAUAAUCCAAACCUUGUCCCAUCAGAUUAUUAUUUAUUCCGGUCAAUGAGCAACGCUCUCGUUGGACAGGAUUUUGAUCCCGAAGAUUGGGUCAAAAAGUUGUUGAUGGACUUUUACGCCCCGAAGUCUAAGACUUUUUACGAGAAGAGGAUUCGGGAAUUGCCAGAAAAAUGGGAAAAGAUUAUCAAAAACAAUGGACAAUAUUUGGAC
This is a messenger RNA of Mesorhabditis belari, 1200 nucleotides long. Lineage: Eukaryota; Metazoa; Nematoda; Chromadorea; Rhabditida; Rhabditidae. The record is from the annotation of a GenBank genome assembly.